Molecule: messenger RNA, 637 nt
Organism: Cotesia congregata
Lineage: Eukaryota; Metazoa; Arthropoda; Insecta; Hymenoptera; Braconidae
Source: the annotation of a GenBank genome assembly
UUAGAAAAAUGAAAAACGGGAAAUUCCUUCGGGGCUGAAGAAAAUUUUGGAUAUGGACGUCUACUUAACCAAUGCUUUUGUUAAAAAAGUUGAGAAUUUCAUGCCCAUGAAGCAGCUAAAGAUGCACUAUCGUGCUCUAGAGAUAAGUGCGCAUACGAUUCCGUGGUUGGCGGGAUGGUUAGCGUUCAUAUGGAUAAUAAGCAGCAAAGAUUUGUAUCAAAUGCAAGUAAACUUGUUCAUAGGCCUCCUGAUAGACAUAGUCAACGUAGCUGUUAUAAAAGCCGCUACGAGAAGACGAAGGCCAUCAAAAAAUGAUGAUCCGUUUGGAAUGGGUCCAGAUAAAUACUCAUUUCCAUCAGGCCACGCUUCGAGAGUAGCAUUUUUAACAUAUUUCUUCAUCAACCUGUGGCCUGUUCCCAUUAUGUUCGUACCCUCGCUGCUGGCUUGGUCUACUGCAGUCUGUCUCUCACGAGUUCUGUUAAAAAGACACUACAUUUUGGAUGUUCUCGGUGGUGUGUGUCUUGGAAUUUUCCAAGGAAUUCUCCUCAGUUUGAUUUACUUAGAACGAGACACUUGUAUCAGCUUGAUUUCCUGGCUAACCGAUGAAAAACUAGAAGGAGGUGAAUUCCAUGUUUAA